Molecule: messenger RNA, 1146 nt
Organism: Capronia coronata CBS 617.96
Lineage: Eukaryota; Fungi; Ascomycota; Eurotiomycetes; Chaetothyriales; Herpotrichiellaceae
Exons: 2
Coding region: 1-1146 (381 amino acids)
Biological process (GO): double-strand break repair; DNA recombination
Cellular component (GO): nucleus
Molecular function (GO): DNA binding
Source: RefSeq, a predicted model, not a curated record
AUGGCCGCCUCAAGUUGGGUGAUCAGGCUUGAAGCCGAUAAAGGAAACCCCCCAAUUCUAGUCAAGGUCUCCCGCAAAGAAGGAGGGCACGAUCUCGACCUUGAUCUAUUGGCCACUGACGGAGAUGCGGCCUACAAGGGCAAAGUCAGGCAACGGAAUCUGAAGAAACUGCGCGCGAAGAACUACGAUGGAUCGGACAAAGACUGGAUUGCCGUCGUCUCCCACGUCCUUCUGAGGACAGCAGCACACCAGCUCGAUGACGCACAGAAGCAAAAUCUUCACGUCACCUGUUCGGUCUCUGGAAAAGAUCCUAAUGGCACACUGUCCAUAGCCUUCCUCAACAAGGUCGAAGAUAUUACCCAGAGAUUGGGAAAUAUUGAACUACCGCAGACCGAAGACACCGAUGAUAUCGACCUUUUCGGAUGGACUUUGCAGGCAGUCAAGAAGAGGGAUGAGUUGGACGAAGCCGUUCAGGCUCUGACAUGGGAGCUGAAAUCAAAGGAUGCUGCAUUGAAAACACUUCAGAAGCAGAUAGACGAGCUGGUGGAAGCCAAAUCUGAGCAUGAAAAACAACUACUAUCAAAGUUCAGUGUGCUUCUCAAUGAGAAAAAGCUUAAGAUAAGGAAUAUGCAGCGAGUUUUGUCGACUGCGAAGACAGAUGCCACAAAGCUGAAAGAGCUUCAAUCUGUCAUCAAGAAGGAAGGGUCGGCAAGCGGUGGCAGGGGAAACAAGAGGCGCGCUGAAGAAGCUCCCAAAGAUGAUGAGACAGAUGAGAGCGAGGCUUUCGAUACUAUGCAAGUUGAUGGCAAUACCAACGUCCGGCAACACGUGCCUCGAGAUGGCGACUCGCCCACUUCAAGAGAGACAACACCGGCUCGCUCAGAGGACGAGGACGAGGACGAUGAUCUUGGGGCCCCAGAACCGACUGCAUAUCGGCCUAGAACAAGAGCUUUGGGUUCCAAAAGAGCUGCCAAACAAAAGUCACCGAGUCCACUCCCCCCACCUCGAAAACUACCCUUUCAGAAGAAGACUGGGGGUCAGAACGACGAAACAUCAGCAACACAGAAAGAGCAGAAGUCCAAACUUACUGCUCCCCCGGCAGAUGCUGAUGAGGAUGAGACUGCAAGCGAAGACGAUGAAUUAUGA